AUGGGUAUUACUGGGAGAAAGGGAAGGUGCUCCUGUUCAGCUCCUUGUAAGGACCAUCUUCUCCUUCUCAUUUUCUUUGUUGCCAUGCUUCUUCUACAAAGGGCUAUGGCUGAAUCCAGAACGCUAAAUUACACCAGACACAGGCAAACCAGUACCCUGAGGCUUGAAAGGAUUAGCAGGCACUUGGACAAGAUCAAUAAGCCUCCUGUGCUCACCAUAGAGAGUGCAGAUGGAGAUCUUAUAGACUGUGUUCACAAAAGAAAGCAACUGGCUUUAGAUCACCCCCUUUUAAGGAAUCACAAGAUCCAGAAAAUGCCAAUGGAGAUGCCAAAAGGGAUGAAGGUGAAUAGUACGAGUGACAUGGAAGGGGAAGGAGGAAGCGAGAAGGCAUGGCAGAUGUGGCACUUAAACGGGACAAGGUGUCCCAAGGGAACGGUCCCAAUACGACGGAGCACGGUGCAUGACGUGUUGAGAGCAAAGUCUUUGUAUGAGUUUGGGAAGAAACGUUCACGAGUUCCUCUCUCUGGCCGCAACGAUGUCCCCGAUGUUCUCAGCGGCAAUGGCCAUGAGCAUGCGAUCGCAUAUACGGGGUCGUCGCAAGAAAUGUACGGGGCAAAGGCAACAAUAAAUGUAUGGGAUCCAUCAAUUCAAGUGAUCAACGAAUUUAGUCUUUCACAACUUUGGAUUCUUUCAGGAUCCUUCGAUGGCACUGAUCUUAAUAGCAUCGAAGCUGGAUGGCAGGUCAGUCCGGAGCUCUAUGGUGACAGCAGACCCAGAUUGUUCACUUAUUGGACGAGUGAUUCAUAUAGGGCAACCGGAUGUUACAACCUUCUUUGUGCUGGCUUUAUUCAAACCAACAGUAGAAUAGCCAUUGGAGCUGCGAUUUCUCCUGUCUCUUCUUAUGAUGGCAACCAGUAUGACAUUACCAUUCUCAUCUGGAAGGAUCCAAAAGUAGGGAAUUGGUGGAUGAGUUUUGGUGACAACACAUUGGUGGGGUAUUGGCCCGCAGAGCUAUUCACACACCUGGCAGAGCAUGCAACAAUGGUGGAGUGGGGAGGAGAGGUGGUGAACUCACGCAGCAACGGGCAACACACCUUCACCCAAAUGGGGUCUGGACACUUUGCAGAAGAUGGUUUUGGAAAAGCAAGUUACUUCCGGAACCUUCAGAUCGUGGACAUGGAUAACAGUCUGAGUUCUGUGCAGAGCAUCUCAACCUUGGCCGAAAACACAAACUGUUACGACAUCAAGAGCUUCUACACCAACGAAUGGGGCACCUACUUCUACUAUGGUGGGCCUGGGAACAAUCCACAGUGCCCAUGA
Sphenostylis stenocarpa is the source of this 1320-nucleotide messenger RNA. The record is from the annotation of a GenBank genome assembly. Lineage: Eukaryota; Viridiplantae; Streptophyta; Magnoliopsida; Fabales; Fabaceae.